Molecule: messenger RNA, 3789 nt
Organism: Zonotrichia leucophrys gambelii
Lineage: Eukaryota; Metazoa; Chordata; Aves; Passeriformes; Passerellidae
Gene: TMEM63A
Product: transmembrane protein 63A
Exons: 24
Coding region: 431-2848 (805 amino acids)
Cellular component (GO): plasma membrane
Molecular function (GO): nucleic acid binding; calcium-activated cation channel activity
Source: RefSeq, a predicted model, not a curated record
GGGCCGCGGGCGCAUGCGCAGACGCCGCCGGGACUUGUUGCCCGUGCUCGUAACUCCGGGGCCGGGCCGGGAUCUCGAUACCGCCCGUGAGCAUCUCGUCAGAGACACGCGCAUUCCCGUUAGAGGCAAAACAUCCCGAAAGUAAUGUCCCUGGACCUGUGUGAUGAGGACCUAGAAUAUUUGCUUUUGAAGGAUUAGAGGGUUUUUUGAGGAGUGGUUUCUCUGUGAAUUUAUGAGUCAGAAGCGUGUUCUGCAUGAAGCAAUACUCGGGAAUCAGCAAGUAAAUAAGAUCCAAGAAAGGAAAUGUUUGAAGUGGAAAGCCCCAAAAUAAACGAGCAAUUGCCUGCACUGAUAAAAAGAACUUUGUAUCAAUAGCCAAAUCUGGUGCAUUCUUGUAUGGUACUACGGUAUCUGAUCAGGCAUAGAAAAAAUGAACCCUUUCUAUUUUCUGGGUUUUGGACAUUCUCAUCUAGGCAUCUUUGGGAACAGGAGUGAUCCUUUCAACAGAACAAAUGAGACUUACUGCUACAGCACUGCCCAGGGCAGCACAGUGCUCCAAGGAGUCACCUUUGGUGGAAUCCCGACUGUCCUGCUGCUUGAUGUAACCUUCUUUUUUAUUUUAAUCUUACUGUUUUCCAUUAUAAGGAAGAGAUUCUGGGACUAUGGUCGUGUUGCUCUGGUGUCAGAAGUUGAAAGUGAAUCAAGAUAUAACCGGCUGUCAACAUCAUCAUCAGUACCUGAAGAUCUUGAGUAUGAUAAGGGGUUUUGUUCUUGGAUUACAGCUGCUUUUCGGAUGCAUGAUGAUGAGAUUCACGAGAGGUGUGGGGAAGAUGCCAUCCAUUACCUCGCCUUCCAGCGCCACAUCAUCUGCCUGCUGAUUGCCAUCAGCAUUUUGUCUGUGUGUGUGAUAUUGCCUGUCAACCUCUCAGGUGAUCUGCUUGAUAAAGAUCCCUAUAGUUUUGGAAGAACAACUAUAGUAAAUUUACAAACCAGCAAUAAUCUUCUAUGGCUGCACACAGUUUUUGCUGUUGUUUACCUGAUUCUGACUGUUGUCUUCAUGAGACAUCACAUGAAGUAUGUCACAUAUAAAGAAGAAAACAUAGUUAAGUGCACAUUGUUCAUAACUGGUCUUCCAAAAAAUGCGAGCGAAGAGAUCGUGCAAAACCAUUUCACGGAUGCCUACCCAACCUGCACUGUGCUGGAGGUGCAGCUGUGUUAUGAUGUAGCCAGGCUUAUCAACCUUUUCAAAAAAAGAAAACAGGCAGAAAAAAGCCUGAUUUACUAUGAACACCUGCAUCAGAAGUAUGGCAAGAGGGUCCAAAUCAACCCUAAGCCAUGUGGUCAAUUCUGCUGCUGUGAAAUGAGAGGAUGUGAAAGGGAGGAUGCUGUAGAUUAUUAUACCAAAGUUAGAAAUGAACUUGAGGAAGAAUAUUCAAAAGAGGAACAAGCUGUUCAUAAUAACCCACUGGGCAUGGCCUUUGUAACAUUUCAAGAGAAAUCCAUGGCAACCUACAUCCUUAAGGACUUCAAUGCCUGCAAAUGUCAGAGCAUUAAGUGUAAAGGAGAGCCCCAGCCAUCACCCUACAGCAGGGAGCUGUGUGUAUCCAGCUGGGAGGUUACAUAUGCUCCUUACCCUGAGAAUAUUUGUUGGAAAAAUCUUUCAGUGCGUGGAUUUAAAUGGUGGUUUAGAUGGGCUUGCAUUAAUUUGCUUCUUUUUAUUGUGCUGUUUUUUCUUACCACUCCUUCCAUAAUCAUCUCAACCAUGGACAAGUUCAAUGUCACUAAACCUAUUCACUACCUUAAUAAUCCUGUCAUCAGUCAGUUUUUCCCAACACUCUUGCUCUGGUCCUUCUCAGCUUUGUUACCAACAAUUGUCUAUUACUCAACUUUGCUGGAGUCCCACUGGACAAAAUCUGCAGAGAACAGAAUAAUGAUGCAUAAAGUCUACAUAUUUUUGAUCUUCAUGGUAUUGAUUCUGCCUUCCCUUGGUCUGACCAGCCUGGAUUUCUUUUUCCGCUGGCUGUUUGACAGAGAAUCCUCUGAUUCUGCAGUUAGGCUGGAAUGUGUUUUCCUGCCUGACCAGGGAGCCUUCUUUGUGAACUAUGUGAUUGCCUCAGCCUUCGUGGGCAAUGGGAUGGAGCUGCUGCGCCUGCCGGGGCUCAUCCUCUACACCAUUCGCAUGAUCAUGGCCAAAUCCACAGCAGAGAGGAAAAACAUCAAACAGCAACAGGCAUUUGAAUAUGAAUUUGGAGCAAUGUAUGCCUGGAUGCUGUGUGUGUUCACUGUCAUCAUGGCCUACAGCAUCACAUGUCCCAUCAUUGUCCCUUUUGGUUUGAUCUACAUCCUCCUGAAGCACAUGGUGGACCGUCACAACCUCUACUAUGCCUAUCUCCCUGCCAAGCUGGAGAAGAAAAUGCACUUUGCAGCUGUCAACCAGGCCCUGGCAGCUCCCAUCCUCUGCCUUUUCUGGCUCUAUUUUUACUCAUUUGUGAGGCUGGGUUUUAAAGCACCUACAACAAUGUUUACCUUGCUGGUUGUCAACAUCACCAUUGUUAUUUGCUUGGCUUACACUUGUUUUGGCUGUUUCAAGUACCUGAGCCCACUGAAUUAUAGGAUUGAAGACACACAAGGUGAAAGAGGAAAAGACACAGAUGUACCAACAGUCCCAACAUCUUCUAUGUACGUCCCGCAGGUUCUGCGUGCCCACCCCACCGAAAGGACCGUGCUGGCCCCCGCGGAGCAGCAGUGCUACGGCACCAUGGACAACACCUCAUCCCAGGCAGAAGGGAUCAGAAACUCCAGCCUGGGACUUGCAGGGGUGGAGCAGGCACCGGGAGCGUCGCUCUGAGCUGUGUUGUGAGCACGAACACAAGGUGGAGCACUUGGCCCAAGUUUAGCAGAACAAAUUCCCUGCCUCCUCCUCCUCCUCACUAUUCGGCGUUAUUUAUGUAUUCCUGCCUGCAGAAAAGGUACAGAAAUAAUUCAUUGUGUGGUCUGCAGCUGUGCUGGGAGAUUAAAAAGCAGAUGCCUUGGGACUGAUUGUUUUCCAGGCUGUCUACACACGUUGUGAAACAAAUAAGUUGAACGUGGAGAUGCUGAUCCUCAGGGACUUCACUUCUGCUAGCUCACCACUUGCCUUAUGAAGAUAACUUAUGCUGCAUAUAGAUAACUGGUCACCAAAGCCAAUGCAGCUAUUAGAGCUGCAUUUAUUUAUUCAAAUAAUUAUUCCCUUUUUAAAGAACUCCAAAAUCUAUUAUUUAUAAACCUCUUGGGAUGUGUGAAAUCCUGAGACAAUGCCACUUUUGAUGAAAAUACUGUUUGUGUGGGUGCUGAGAAUGGUGUGUGGGAGUCUCUCCUCUUUUCACCCAAAGUAGUCAGCAUAGUUUUGAUCAUGCUAUUUUUUUUCCUUGAAAGAGAUGAGGGAAUAACUGUGCACUUGGGUACUAAAAGUACCAAAGCAAAAAGACUGGUGUAAAGAAGGGAGUGAUUUAUCUGUUACUGUUUUUAUACAUUUUUGGAGGGCAUUUAGGUUCUUAGUUUCUGUUCACUAUUUUUAAGGGCCUUCCACAAUGAAAGCUCACCUGCCAACAGUAAAGGAUGUAAACAUUUUAUCUCUUUUAGUCUUGGGUUAAAAUGACAGAUCUCUGGGUUUUCUCUAUAGUGCCAAUUAUAUGAGUUGUAAGAUACUAAGUUUUUAAAUUAUGUAGUAGGUGCUAAUCUAUUCUGAAGUGCAAUGUGUCAAAGUGUAACUAAUAAUCACAGAGCAAUAAAACACUGAGUUUAGAAAAA